AUGAUGAUUGAAUAAUAGUCUCCCCAAUAUUGGGAUGAUUUGAUUCUGAGCAGUAGUAAAAAAGAGUUGAAGAUAUAAAGUCAAACGCUUGAAUUAACUGCCUAAAAACUUUAAUAAUAAUUAGAAAAGAAUAAAGAAUUUAAUCAUGAAUAUAUGAUGAGAAUACAAAGAAGUUAGUCUGAUCAUCGAGAUCAAUAUAUUUCUGAACCUCAUGAGGAGGAAUGCGAUGAAGCUGAGCAAUAGAAAACAUACUUGAAUAAAUUGAUGGAUGAGUUUAAUUCAACUUACAGUCCAAAAAUUAAAAGACCUUGUUGCUAACCUAAAUCCUUUGAUAUGCCAAAAUAGCAAUAAAAAAAUGUAUUGGAAUAUUCAAAAGAGGAAGUUUGGCAUAGACUUUUGGAAGAUAAGAGAAAUCAAUUAGAAUAGAGGGAAAAUGAAAAAAGAAAAUACAUAGACGAAUUGGUAGAUUAACAUUGUACAUUUAAACCAAUAAUUAGUGAUAUUGCAUCAAGAAGAAGCACAGAUUAGCCAGUGGCUGAUCGAUUAUAUUAGGAUGGUAUUGAAUAAAAAAAAAGAAAAGAAUAAUUAAAAUUUGAUCAUAUUAAUUCAGAAUAGUUUUCUUUUAAGCCAGAUAUUAGUUAAAUUAGUAAAGUAUUAAAAGGUGAAAAAUAAUUUAUGAAACCAUUAUAUGAAAGAAUUGAUGAAGUCAUGAAAAAAAAAUAAGAAGAAUUAUUAUUAAAGUAAUAGGAAUUAUAACAAUAAUCUGAAGCAACAUAUUAACCAAAAAUUUCAUAAAGAUCAAUUUUUAUAGCAGACCAAAAAUAAACAUCAAAAUCAGUUGUUGAAAGAUUAAUGGAAGAUGCAGCUACCAAAUUAUAAAGAAAAAUAAAUUAAAACAAUGAAAUACCAGAAUAAGAUGAAUGUACUUUCAACCCAUAGAUCAAUCCAACAACAAAACCUGUAUAAUAAAUUAAUUAAAUUUGUUAAACAUAAUAUUUGAUGGCAGAUUUUAUGAGAGAGAAAAAGGAAAAACUCAUCUAGGAGUUUAUCAAAAAUUCUGAUGUCACUUUCAAACCUUAAAUUAAUAAAACAAGUGAAUUAAUUAUGGAAAGCAACGAAGAAAGACUUUUAGAGAAUAUGUCUGAUAAGAUUAAUCGUCUUGGAGCCAGAGAUUAUGAAAAAAAUCAAAUUUUAAAAGAUUAAAUUUCGUAAGCAUAUUAUCAAUAAUACACUUUUAAACCUUAAAUUAAUCCCAUUUCUUCUAUUAUUGCAUAAAAACGAUCUUUAGAUGAUCUUGCAUAUAAUCCAGAGAGAUAGGAAAAAUUAAAUCGGUUGAAAGAAGAUUAAGAGUAAAAGUAAUCUUUUAGUUAUUAUCCAUAAACCAAGAAAUCAUAGCAAUAUUAGCAUGUGAAAUCUAAAUAUGAUAAAAAGUUGAUUAAAUAAAACAUGGAAAUAGAAAAAGAGAUCAAAGAUAGAAAAAUUCAAGAUUUAAAAAAAUAAAUGCAGUAUUAGGAGUUAAAGGAAUGCACUUUUAAACCAAUCACUAAAUAGUUUUAGAAAGAUGAAGAACCACUAAGUUAAAAAGUCAAAGGAGUCGAGAAUUUCUUUUAAAACAAAGAAAACAUUAUGAAAAAAUUCAAUCAACAAAAAGAAAGAGAAAAAGAGCUUUUUCAUUAUGAAUUAAAAUAUGAUUUUAAGAAUCAUUUAGAAAAGACCAAGCCAGAACCAUUUAAUAUUACUUAACAAAAUACUAUGAAUAAAAGAUAAUUGGAGGAAGAAGCAAUAUAAAGAGAUAGAGAAUAAUGCACUUUUCACCCUAAAAUUAAUCAAAAAUAUGUUUUUUCUUGA
Paramecium tetraurelia is the source of this 1848-nucleotide messenger RNA. RefSeq lists its product as uncharacterized. The record is from RefSeq and is a predicted model, not a curated record. The transcript is spliced from 3 exons. Lineage: Eukaryota; Ciliophora; Oligohymenophorea; Peniculida; Parameciidae.